Messenger RNA from Musa acuminata subsp. malaccensis (wild Malaysian banana), 2167 nucleotides. Its product is annotated as exocyst complex component EXO70H1-like. Gene Ontology annotation, molecular function: phosphatidylinositol-4,5-bisphosphate binding. Gene Ontology annotation, cellular component: exocyst. The record is from RefSeq and is a predicted model, not a curated record. NCBI's taxonomy places the organism in Eukaryota, Viridiplantae, Streptophyta, Magnoliopsida, Zingiberales, Musaceae. Gene Ontology annotation, biological process: exocytosis.
CGUUGCGAAGCCUCCUGUCGCGCAAAUCCUUCGGCCGUUGCAGCAAUCACGACCUCCCUGCUUCCUCGUCUUCAUCGGACGUGUCGAUGAUGGAGGAGAAGGUGGCGAGAGCUGAGGCAAUCAUCGUCAAAUGGGACCCUGACGCCUCUGCCUACGCCAACAUCACUUCCCUCUUCUACGAAAGCCGCUCCGAGGCUCACCGCUUCCUUGCUGAGGUCUCCGACCUGCAGCGGGCCAUGCUCGCCUUCGUUGCGGCCGCCGGGCGCGCUCGCCUCUCCCACCCUUGCCUCGUCCGGGCGCAGACCCUCAUGCAGGCCGCCAUGCGUCGCCUUGUGAAGGAGUUCUACCAGAUCCUUGCCGCUAACCGUGACCUCCUCGACCCCGAGUCCGUCUCCGUCUCCGUCCGCUCCGCCCACUCCAGCGUCUCCGAGGAGCCCGACUACGACUCCUGGGAGUACCGCUCGCCCGAGGAGGAGGCGCUCGCCGCUGGGGAGUCCAUAAGCAAGGUCGAGCGCGCCGCCGCCAUCGCCAUGGCCGACCUCCGGGCCAUCGCCGACACCAUGGUCUCCGCCGGAUACAGCAAGGAGUGCAUCACGACGUACCAAACCCUCCGCAAGUGCAUUGUCGACGAGGGCCUCUGCCGCCUUGGCUUCGAGCGUCUCUCCCUCGCCCACGUCCUGAAGUUGGACUGGGCGAUGCUCGAGCUAAAAGUCCGGUCUUGGCUUGGCGCCUCCAGGGUUGCCCUGAGGACCCUAUUCCACGGCGAGCACGUCCUCCUCGACCACGUCUUCGCCGGCUCCGACACCGUCCGGGAGGCACUCUUCGCGUACAUUGCGGGUGAUGCCGCUCUCCACUUCCUCAGCUUCCCGGUGUCUGUCGCCAAGUCGAAGCGGUCACCUGAGAAGCUGUUCCGGCUCUUGGACCUGUACGACACCAUCGUGGAGCUGUGGCCUGAGAUCGAGCUCGUUUUCUCCUUCGAGUCCACCGCAGUAGUCCGGGCGCAGGCCCUCGCUUCUCUCUCCAAGCUCGCGGAGACAGCCUGCGCCACCCUCGCUGACUUCGAGUCGGCGAUCCUGAGGGAAUCCUCUCGGUUGGCGGUCCCCGGCGGAGGGGUCCAUCCGAUGACCCGCUACACCAUGAACUACAUCUCGCUGCUAGCCGAUUACGAGUCCUCCCUCGCCGAGAUCUUCGCCGACUGCCCCCUCCAGACCCCAAGCCCCAUCCCGGAUUUCUUCUUGGACACGUCUCAGGCGCCGGCGGUGCAUCCUCCUGCCUCAUGCCCAUCUUCACCCGGAACCACCACCUCCUCCUACAUCUCGGCGGUCGCCGAGAAGCUCGCGUGGCUCGUCUUCGCGCUGCUCUGCAAGCUCGACGGGAAAACGGAGACGUAUCAGGACGUGGGUUUGUCCUGCCUCUUCCUCGCGAACAACCUUCAGUACAUAGUGAGCAAGGUACGGUCUUGCCAGCUGCUGGAGCUGCUGGGCGAGGAGUGGGCGGCACGGCACGCCGCGAAGGCGAGGCAGCACGCGGCGGGGUACGGGCGAGUGGCGUGGGGCAGGAUGGCGGCGGGGGUUCCAAAGGGGGAGGUGUCGGCGGGGGAGGCGGGGGAGUGGAUUCGGGCGUUCAUCGCGGCGCUGGAGGCGGCCUGCGCCACCCAGGCUGGGUGGGUGGUCACCGACCCAGGGAUGCGGGAGGAGGUGAGGGAGGCGGUGCGAGGCAUGGUGGUCCCGGCGUUCCGGGGGUUCUACGCGCGCUGGCAUCCGGUGAUUGAGGACGUUGCGGUGGCGUCGUACUCGCCCGACGAUGUCCGUGAGCAGCUGGGGAAGCUCUUCUCCGGUUCCGGUUCCGGUUCGGGCCCGAACCGGUCCAAGGUGUCAUCCCGGACCGCGUAAUUGAGAUGGUGGAUUCGGUUCAUUUACGCUUCCAUAUCUAGCUUACAGCAGCUUACACCUCUUCUCUCCUAACAAUAGAUAAUACAGAAUAGAGAGAGAAUAUAAAUAAUUAUAGCUUGAUGUAAAAUUCCCUAAUCGUGAGAACCGAAUUAGUUCAUAGUAAAUGGAAUAUAAACAACGAUUGAAUCUAAUGCUAUUGGGCAUUGGGAUCGAUGGGUUCUUAGUCCGAUCACAUGGAGGAAAUUGGAACUCAAUUUGCCUAAUUUAUGAGGAAA